AUGAAGUCCACCCUGAUUUGCACCGCCGCCCUCUUGGUCUUUGCCAAGGACGUCUUGGCAGCCAAGGGCGACGAAAAAGGUCACGCCCAAGAAGACUGCAAUGGCAAAGCGUGCGAGUCCUAUGGUGACUGGCCACCGCAGUCUUCCGAACCGGGGACUGUCGAGGGCUGGCCAGUGUACCCUUCUGGGUAUGGGCCACCGCAGUAUCCCCAGUAUCAGGCUGGGCCGUCGCAGCCGCCACCCGAGAGGAAGAAGGAGGAGAAGAGGACGAUUUGCGAAAUCAGCAUCAAGCUGUGGGAGAACAAGUGGGAACCGCCAAGCGGCCGAAGGCCCGGGAGCUGGGUCGUUCAAUGGGUCGACAAGCCAAAGAGACUGGCCGCCGUGGGGGUGCAGAGGAAUCUUUAUGGCUAUUGGUGCACGGUCGGACCGGCAUGCAAUGUCGCAUGCGCGGGAGUGCCAGUCCGCGAGAAAACCAUAAAGUACUGGGCCUAUGGAGUCUAUGGAACAAGGCUUAAAGAGCUUGAUCCGAUGCAGAUAGCAGAGGCCUAUACGGACGACACGGGCAUAGAAGGGGUUCCAGGGAGAGACCACAGGUUGCCCGAGGGCCCAGGAGCCCAGGCGAUGCCCUGGGAAGAUCAGGCAAGGCAUUUGAGAGAUACAAAGCGGUUGAACCCAAACUUUCCCCAUGGUGUGCCGGGAAAUGAUAGGAGAAGAUAUUAA
Pyricularia oryzae 70-15 is the source of this 720-nucleotide messenger RNA. RefSeq lists its product as uncharacterized. The transcript has a single exon. The record is from RefSeq and is a predicted model, not a curated record. Lineage: Eukaryota; Fungi; Ascomycota; Sordariomycetes; Magnaporthales; Pyriculariaceae. Bases 1 to 720 code for a protein of 239 amino acids.